GUGAUCUUAACGUUCCAUGUCGGAUAAAUAGAAUAGGUUUUUUCGGGGAUUUUGGCCUUGUUUUUCAGUCUGCCAUGUAAAAUCACUUGGUUUUUAUUUACAUAAUAGAAGGUGUCUGUUAUUAGCCGCUAAAGCUCCCUUCGUUGCAGCGGCAGCGUCGUUUUCCUCCGAGCAUUCUGUCGAAAUUCCUCUGUUGUGUUCGUGUCGGAUAUUACAUAAUGCGGUGGUGGUGGUAAGCUGUUGAUGCAAGGCUAACAAACAUUUUAAAAGCGGUGAAAAAGGAGCUUUUAUCCUAAAAACGACGUUACUGUUUCGGAUAGACUUAGUCUCUAUUCACGAUGGCAUUCAAUAGGACAUAUAUUAGCAUAGCAUAUGCGACCUUCGGCACUCUGGUCGGGCUGUCGGCGUUUUUGGUCUGGAAUAUCGCCUAUAAACAGCCUUGGACGGCGGCCAUGGGAGGCCUCUCAGGAGUGCUGGCUCUCUGGGCUCUCGUCACACACAUCAUGUACGUUCAGGACUACUGGCGCACCUGGCUCAAAGGUCUGCGGUUCUUCAUCUGCGUCGGGGUGACCUUCUCCACUCUGGCUGUUGCCGCUUUCUUCACGUUUCUAAGUCUGGCGAUCAAAGAAAAGCAGUCUCUCAGCGACCCCAAGAGCCUUUACCUGUCCUGCGUGUGGAGCUUCCUGACCCUAAAGUGGUCUUUCCUCCUGGCUUUGUACUCCUACAGAUACCGUCAGGAGUUUGCAGACAUCAGCAUCCUCAGCGAUUUCUGAAGAUUUUAUAGACUUACCGAGGACUUUGAGGGAUUUUAGCAGGAGCUGAUCCAGACACUUUGUGACAAAGAUUGGAGGGAAAAACAAGAAGAAAAAAAAAGAAGUCCGCUGACUUUAAUCAUGUGGAGUUACACUCGUUUAACUUGCUAAACAGGCGCUUUCUUUUCCUCGUAGCUUGUGUUUAUGUUGUAACCUGUGCUGUAGAGACUGGAAGUGCUUCAGAAAGCUUCGUAUGAAGGGUCAGAUUUUAUCUUUGCAAUAUUUUAUUGUGAAAAUACCUGCAUUUGUCAGAUGAAGUGAUCUCUAAACCAAAACAAAGGUGCUGUGAGAAAAUGUCGACAGCAGGGAGUUUUUAAAGACAAACUUUAAAAAGAGCAGAAGUUUAGUCAUUAGUGUUUCUGAAGAGUGUGAAAGCAACACAAAAAAUGUCUGUUUAUUAACACUGAUGCACACUUUAAGACCCACACUACGCCACAAGCUGCACCUAUCUCUGAUUACUUCAGCUUUUGUGAAAGUUACUCUUCAACACAGGAUUACUUCGGAUUAUGUUUGAGAUGUUACUGGAAAGUCCUGCAGAUUUUCUGACUGUUCUGACUUUUAACCACCAAACUUUAACGUGUUUCUUGCUGUUUCGUUUACUAAAACCUGCAGUUUUUCACCGGCCUAUCGCUGCUUUUUUAUGUCCUCAUAAAAAUGUCCUGCUUGUGUUGGCUUUAAAAACAAACAGCGCAUUUUUAAAAAUCUAAGCAUUAAUCGAAAACUUUGAAUUGAUUUAUUCUUUAUUUUUGGCACUCCUGAUUAAAACACCUUUUUUUAAAAAGUUUGAGUUUGGAAAAACAAAAAGAUUGCAAAGAAUGUGCUUUUAUUGUUGCACUGAGGAGAAAAGUGCUUUUCUGUCACUAAAUCCUCUGACAUUCCUCUUUUAUAGCAAAUUCAAGUGAUAUGAUCAAUAAUUGCACUUUAGUUAAAGACGUGGAUGCGCUUGUUUUGCACACCGUUCCUGACAAAAGCUGAUGCCACUGUCCUUUCUGUCUCUGCUUCCAUGUUGACUCGAUCAGUUCACAUAUCCCUCACUUUUCCUGAAUCUAGGAAUGUGUAGGUUAACUUUUCUGAAAUGUUUUUAGCUUUUUUUAUUUUUAAUGUAACCAUAAACUAUGUCAGUAAGUGCAGUUUGGUGUUGAUGGAUGAAUGAAUGAAUGUGAAGAAACUACAUGUACAUAGAAACCAAAAGCAUCAAAGAUACUCUCGUUGUCCAGGGUGUUAUAUUGUCUCCUUACAAAAUAAAAGCGUUGUCCAAACUUC
Messenger RNA from Oryzias melastigma (Indian medaka), 2075 nucleotides. RefSeq names its product solute carrier family 48 member 1a (gene slc48a1a). Gene Ontology annotation, molecular function: heme transmembrane transporter activity; heme binding. Gene Ontology annotation, cellular component: plasma membrane; lysosomal membrane. Gene Ontology annotation, biological process: heme transport. The record is from RefSeq and is a predicted model, not a curated record. NCBI's taxonomy places the organism in Eukaryota, Metazoa, Chordata, Actinopteri, Beloniformes, Adrianichthyidae. The transcript has 3 exons. Bases 339 to 773 code for a protein of 144 amino acids.